AUGGCGGGCGCGGCCACCGCAUCGUAUUCCGCCGAUGUUUGGACCUCGUCCGGCACUGUAGACGCGACUCCGCCUUCUCAGUGGGACUAUGCCGUCCCAAGCACAAACCGCGCCAACCGUCGUUCGAAAUCCCGCUCGUCCUACGACUCCACCCAUGCCCGAUCCCGGCGGAACUCCAAGGGUUCUCGCAGCUCAUCCCUCUCAAGACAUGCCUACGCCCACGAGUCUGGAUACGUCAACUCCCGCGGACGGCACGACGCCAGCCUGUCCCGCCGUGGAAGCGAACGAAGUGUGCGCAGUCGGAGUGUGGGGAAUGUGCGCGAUUCGGUGGACACGCAGAAUGCGCCCCUGCGACGAGGCGACAUGAAGGACGGCAUCGGAGUGUUCUUGGAUGAAUCGGACAGCGAGAAUUGGAUCCAUCGCGAUAAGCUGGCGAAGAUUGAGAGCGAGGAGCUGCAACAAGCGGCCAUUCUCUUCCACCGUCGCGGCCUCGAGAACGGCCGGACGAGCCGGCGCAACCAUGACCUGCACAGCAGUGCGAUGAGCGUCACCUCUGCCCGCACCGAGCAGACCGAGCCUUGGCCCAACUUGCACGAAGACCACCGUGAGUUCACCGGAUCCCCGACUCCGUAUGACGAUGAUGCCCCCGAUGAACGGAGAAACUGGGAUCUCCGCCGGCCGGAGGAGAUCGCCGCGGACGUAGCAGAAGAUAACGCGUCGCACUUUUACCGCAACCCAGGUCUUCGGAAGAGCUCUUCUCGCAUCCCCAUCCCGACCUCCAGCCCGGCCCCGAUGUCGCCGGAGCACUUUGGUCGAGAGUCUUCCGGACAACGCUCUCGGGCCACGACCAAUGAGGACGACGCUAUGUCCACCGGUAAGCCGCGUAGAGCCAGUGAACCGAUCACGGUCGAUUCGACAGAUGCUAGCACCCCACCCGGGAGCACCAGUAGGCCGGUCAGCCGUGGACUGCAGUCUCACCCGACCUCCAAGAAGACGGGUGUCCGGGGGACUGCCACCCGCAAGACCUCGGCACCCCCGACGACCCGGAAGACCACCCCUCGAAACCGCGCGGUCUCUGGGAAUGGCAACCAGCGGCCGACAACCCGGUCUGGCGAGACCCGUCCCACUACCGCCGUUAACCGUCCCGAGGGCGAUCCGCCGUGGCUGGCCACGAUGUACAAGCCGGACCCGCGUCUGCCUCCGGAGCAACAGAUGCUGCCCACGCAUGCGAAGAAGAUGCAGCAGGAGCAGUGGGCCAAGGAGGGCAAGACGCCGACGGCAUAUGAUCGUGAGUUUGCGCCUCUGGCCAUCGGACCGGACGGGCCUCCCCGCGUGGAACCCAAGGAAGAAAAGAAGGACGAUGACGCUCCUGCUGCUGACGAAAAACCGCAACCACUGCCUGCGUCCCCACAACCUCCCACCCAGGCCGACAGCACGAAGAUGGCGGAACCUGGCACCCGGCCGGGCACCAGCUCAGGAUACAGCCCGAUGCCCCGACUGCAGGAGCCGCCGCAGGCGGGACUGACGCCGCGGUGGAGUCCGCCGGUGAAUUCGAUCAGCUAUGGUUAUUAUACUUUCAUAUUCCGCCGUCUGUUCGGGUCCUUUGCCGGCCCCCCUCGCGAUCUGACCAUGUCCGUGGAAAAGGCCCAGAAGAUCAUCGACGAGAACGCCGUGGCGGUGUUCUCCAAGUCGUACUGCCCCUACUGCAAGGCCAGCAAGGAUCUGCUGAACUCGUUCGAUGCGAAGUUCACCACCGUCGAGCUCGACAAGGAGAGCGACGGCAGCGCCAUUCAGGACGCUCUGCAGGAGAUCACCGGCCAGCGCACCGUGCCCAACAUCUUCAUCAACAAGAAGCAUAUUGGCGGGAACUCGGAUCUGCAGGCGAAGAAGAAUGAGCUGGAGGCGUUGUUGAAGGAGGCCGGUGCUAUCUAG
Aspergillus terreus NIH2624 is the source of this 1932-nucleotide messenger RNA. RefSeq lists its product as uncharacterized. NCBI's taxonomy places the organism in Eukaryota, Fungi, Ascomycota, Eurotiomycetes, Eurotiales, Aspergillaceae. The coding region runs from base 1 to 1932 and encodes 643 amino acids. The record is from RefSeq and is a predicted model, not a curated record. Gene Ontology annotation, molecular function: glutathione disulfide oxidoreductase activity. The transcript has 6 exons. Gene Ontology annotation, biological process: cellular response to oxidative stress. Gene Ontology annotation, cellular component: nucleus; cytoplasm.